AUGAGUGAAUUCGUCCUGCCGGAUGAUACGCGAGUUGCUGUGCGUCGAGUUGAGUCCUCCUUCCCCUCAGAUCACACACAGAGUGUAAUGGUAUGUCUGGCAGUGGGACAUCCACAGGAUACGCUGUAUACACCCUCGGAGUCGGGUUCCAUUACCACUUUAGACUACUCCGGCGGCCCGACGGACACGGAUGAGGGACCUGACGGCAGCUAUGUACGUCUGGUUACUGGUGUCCUUAAUAGUUCCUUUAUCUCACCACGCAAUUUACCAAUCCGAGUUUCCAACCUGGUAACUUAG
This is a messenger RNA of Dibothriocephalus latus, 297 nucleotides long. Lineage: Eukaryota; Metazoa; Platyhelminthes; Cestoda; Diphyllobothriidea; Diphyllobothriidae. The record is from the annotation of a GenBank genome assembly.